AUGGAUCCGAGGAUACGACGGAUCAAAAAGGAGAUUGCCGAUAUCCAGAAUGACAAGGAGUCCGGCCUGACGAUUGACCUCGUCGAUGGAUCGAUGACGCAUCUCAUUGGCACCUUUCCUGGGCCAGAGGGCUCGCCCUACGAAGGGGGCCAUUUCGAAGUGCGUAGGGGGAAUAGGACAGCUGACGAGGGAAGAGGCGCGUGGCUCACUCUGCAGGACAUUGACGUCGUCGAGGGCUACCCGUUCCAGCCGCUCAAAAUGCGCUUCCUGACAAAAGUCUACCACCCCAACAUCAGCAGUGCGAGCGGGGCCAUCUGCCUCGACAUUCUCACCACCAAGGCGUGGAGCCCCGUGCUCACGCUGCGGUCCACGCUCGUCUCGCUCCGCAGCCUGCUCUGCUCGCCUGAGCCCAGCGACCCACAGGACGCGACGGUGGCGAGCCACUACAAGGCGGACCGCAAAGGGUUCGAGGACACGGCCAAGUUCUGGACAGAGUGCUAUGCGAGGGCAAAAGGCCCACAGGAAUCUACCUCAGCAGGGGGCAAGACCGGCGCUGCUCCAGGAGCAGCAGGCCCGGAUCCUGUGCUUGCUGCCGGCCUCGACGGACAGGAUGUGGACAAGUUUGAGAAGCUUGGCUUCCCGCGGGAGAAGGUCAUCGAGGCACUCGCGAGGAAGAACUACCGGGGGACAAACAAGGCAAAUGUCUCCGACGAUGCCAUCGUUGAGGCCCUGCUGGCUUAAGUGCUGGCCUGGCUUGUAUCAAUCUCGACCUCUUCUCUCUUCCUCUCCCUCUCCUUCUCACCCAUUCAAUAGCUCCUUGAUCCCGCACCAUCUUACAAAGGCAUGACGUAGCUAAUUCACCCAGAGCAUCUCUCUCUUUGUACCACUCCAGCACAUGAACAAAAUCGAUGAUGAAUGCGUACCAUUUCUCUCAUUGGGUGGCCGCCGCCGCCGCCUUGUUCUUCUUCUGCCGCUUCUUCUUCGCCUUCUUCUUUGC
Molecule: messenger RNA, 997 nt
Organism: Acaromyces ingoldii
Lineage: Eukaryota; Fungi; Basidiomycota; Exobasidiomycetes; Exobasidiales; Cryptobasidiaceae
Exons: 3
Coding region: 1-741 (246 amino acids)
Biological process (GO): proteasome-mediated ubiquitin-dependent protein catabolic process; protein polyubiquitination
Cellular component (GO): nucleus
Molecular function (GO): protein binding; ubiquitin conjugating enzyme activity
Source: RefSeq, a predicted model, not a curated record